Molecule: messenger RNA, 3168 nt
Organism: Saprolegnia parasitica CBS 223.65
Lineage: Eukaryota; Oomycota; Saprolegniomycetes; Saprolegniales; Saprolegniaceae
Exons: 6
Coding region: 1-3168 (1055 amino acids)
Biological process (GO): transcription elongation by RNA polymerase II; positive regulation of transcription elongation by RNA polymerase II
Cellular component (GO): FACT complex
Molecular function (GO): nucleosome binding
Source: RefSeq, a predicted model, not a curated record
AUGUCGGGCGAGCCGCAGCUGGACAAGGACCUCUUCUUCCGGCGCCUCAAGAACGUCUAUGCGUCUUGGCAGGAUGCGAAGAACCCCGAGUGGGGCGAGCCGGCCGUUGACGCGUUCUGCGUGCUCGCUGGGAAGCCCAACGGCGAUGACAGCGGGUACCGCAAGUCGGCCAUCAUGCAGUUCUACCUCUUGGGCUUUCUCGAGUUCCCGGAGACGCUCAUGGUCUUUACCCAGUCGACGGUCUACGUCUUGACGAGCGGCCGCAAGUACGCGAUGCUCGAAGCCAUCCAGGAGGGCAACGCGACGUCGGACAUCAAGCUUGAGCUCCUCAAGCGCGAAAAGGCCGAUGGGAACAAGGCGAAUUACGAGACGCUUAUCAAGGCGCUGCAAGGGUCCGGCGCCGGCAAGCGCCUCGGCGUCCUCGCGAAAGAGAACCCGGAAGGGGACCUCGUCCAGCUCUUUCUCAAGGAAGUCGAGGCCGCUGCCUUUGAAAAAGUCGAUGUCUCCAAGGGGAUCGAAGCCGCGCUCCGCAUCAAGGCCACGGAAGAGCUUGAAAACAUUCGCUGGGCAGCCGCACUCACGAAGAAGGUCUUCCAGCUCAAGUUUAUCGAAGACAUGGAGAGCAUCAUUGAUGAAGACAAGAAGGUCAAGCACGACGUGCUCAGCGCGCAGAUCGAGGGUAUCUACGAAGACCCGGGCAAGAUCAAGGUCGCUUUGAGCCCCGACGACAUUGAGUCGUGCUACUCGCCGAUCAUCCAGUCGGGCGGCACGUACGACUUGCGUCCGAGCGCGCAAAGCAGCUCGUCGUCGCUCAAGUUUGACGUCAUCAUUGCUUCGUUGGGCUCCCGCUACAAGGGCUACUGCUCGAACGUGGCGCGCACGUACUUUAUCACGCCCAUGAAGUCGAUGGAGCGGUCGUACGAGCUGCUCUUGGACGCGCAAGAGCUCUGCAUUGCCGAGCUCCGCCCGGGCAAGAAGAUCUCGUCAGUCGUCGAGAAGGUGACCAAGUUUAACUUCGGCUUUGGCAUUGGUCUCGACUUUCGCGAGUCGUCGAUGCUUCUCGCGACCAAGAACCACCAAUUGGUGCAGGCGGGCCAAGCGUUCAACGUUGCGAUUGGCUUCCACAACAUCCCGCUCGGCGACAACCGCCCAAAGCACCUUCCCGAGACGUACUCGAUUUUGCUCGCCGACACGAUCACGGUCUCGGCCGACGAGAACAAGGUGCUCACCAAGGUGCCAAAGACGUGGGGCAAGAUCCACUACGACAUUGAGGACACGGACUCGUCGAGCAAGCCAUCGAAAGAGUCGAAGAAGAAUAAGGUGCCGACCAAGGUCGAGGCCGCUGAGCUCGACGACGACGACAAUGGCGGCGCCGUGAGCACGCGCAACAAUGUGCUGCAGUCGCGCCUCCGUGACCAGCAGCGCGCGCUCGAAGGCAAGGAGACGGACCAGGAGCGCCGCGAACGUCACCAGGCCGAGCUCAUGAAGCGCAAGCGCGAGGAAGCCAUGCGCCGGCUCGAAGAGCAGAGCAGCGACGCGGUCACGGGCAAGCGCUCGGACAAGCACGCGAUCGUCGCGUACAAGCACCCGUCGCAGUACCCGGAGCUGCGUCCGCGCCAAGUGUCGGUCGACAUGCGCCACGAAGCGGUCAUUGUGCCCAUCAACGGCGUCGCCGUGCCGUUCCACAUCUCGACGAUCAAGAACGUGAGCAAGUCGGAGGAGGACAAGGCGACGUACCUCCGCAUCAACUUUCACUGCCCGGGCGUUGGCGGGACGCUUGGGAAGGACGCGUCGCCGGCGCUGCAGGCCAUUGUCGCGCAGCACCCGUCGCUCAUGUUUAUCAAGGAGCUCGGGUUCCGCUCGACGGACGCGCACAACCUCAACAACCAGUUUCGGCUGAUCAAGGAGCUCCAGAAGCGCGUCAAGCAGCGCGAGCAGCAAGAGCAGGAAGAGUCGGACCUCGUGGUGCAAGAAGACUUGAUCUUGACGCGCGACCGCCGCGUGCCGCGGCUCAGCGACCUGAGUGCGCGGCCGCAUUUGAGCGGGCGCAAGACGACGGGGACGCUCGAAGCGCACCAGAACGGUCUCCGCUUUACGACCAACAAGAACCAAAAGCUCGACAUUCUGUACUCGAACAUCAAGCACGCGAUCUUCCAGCCGUGCGACAAUGAGCUCGUCGUGCUCAUCCACUUUCACCUCAAGCACCACAUUAUGAUUGGCAAGAAGAAGCACCGCGACGUGCAGUUUUACACGGAGGUCAUCGAGUCGUCUCAAGCGCUGGACAACCGCCGCCGGUCCAUGUACGACCCGGACGAGCUCGACGAGGAGGGCCGCGAGCGCGCGCUCCGCGAGAAGCUCAACACGACGUUCAAGGACUUUUGCCAAAAGGUCGAGAGCGUCAGCGAGCGCGUCGACAAGACAAUUACGUUUGACAUUCCGUACCGAGAGCUCGGUUUCUCGGGCACGCCGUUCAAGGAGAUGGUGCUUUUGCAGCCAACGGUGCACUGCCUCGUGUCGCUGACCGAGUUUCCGUUCUUCAUCACGCUCCUCGACGACGUCGAACACGUGCAUUUCGAACGUGUCUUCUUUGGCUCCAAGAACUUUGAUAUGGUGUUCAUCCACAAGAACUUUGACAUCUUGCCGGUGCGCGUCUCGGCCAUCUCGACGCAAGAGCUCGAGCGCAUCAAGGAGUGGCUCGACGAUAUCGACAUCUGCUUUACCGAAGGCACGGCCAACUUGAACUGGAAGCAGAUCAUGGCGACGAUCAAGUCGGACGACCGAUUCUACCUCGACACGGACGAGGACGGUGUCCCGAAGCCCGCGGGCUGGGAGUUUCUCAAGAUGGACGGCAGCGACGACGACGAAGACGGCAGCGACGAAGAAGAGUCGGAGUUUGAAGCCGAUGGCUCGGGCGACGACGACGAUGACGACGACGACGACGAUUCGGACGACUCGGACUCGGAUGUGUCGCUGGUCGAUGAAGACGAGUCGAGCGACGCGGGCUCGGGCGACGAAGACGACGACGAGGACGAUGGGCCGACGUGGGAGGAGCUCGAGAAGGAGGCGCGCGCGUCGGACCUCAUGCGCCACGAAAAGCAGGCGCGCGAGGAAGAGGAGAGCGACGACGAGCACCGAAAAAGAACAAGAAGCGACUGUGUAUUUGCGUAA